Messenger RNA from Panicum virgatum (switchgrass), 931 nucleotides. RefSeq names its product elicitor-responsive protein 3-like. The record is from RefSeq and is a predicted model, not a curated record. Lineage: Eukaryota; Viridiplantae; Streptophyta; Magnoliopsida; Poales; Poaceae. The coding region runs from base 263 to 664 and encodes 133 amino acids. The transcript has 5 exons.
CGUCACCCCGUCGGCGCGGCGCCGACGUUGACUCGCACGCGUUCAUAACGCCGACACGCCGGGGAGCCAUGCCGCCUCCAUGUGGAGAAGUAAACGCGCUCCUCCCGUCUCAACGCCUUGUGCAUAAAUAGCCCCGCGAGCUGGGAUCGGGCCACGCAAUCUAGGCGUUAUUCGUUCGGCUUCGCUGCGCGCUCGAAUCGCGUGAUCGAUCAAGCGGCCGGCGGCGGAAGAAUUGGGGUCGAGAUCAGGCAGGAGCGAGGAGAUGGCGCAGGGGACGCUGGAGGUGCUGCUCGUCGGAGCCAAGGGCCUCGAGAACACCGAUUACCUGAGUAACAUGGAUCCCUACGCGGUUCUGAAAUGCCGCUCCCAGGAGCAGAAGAGCAGCGUUGCGUCUGGGAAAGGAUGCGAUCCUGAAUGGAACGAGACCUUUGUGUUCACCGUCUCCGACAGCACAACGGAGCUAUUCGUCAAGCUUCUGGACAGCGAUGGUGGCACGGAUGACGACUUUGUUGGUGAAACAACUAUUCCACUAGAAGCAGUUUUUACUGAAGGAAGCAUCCCUCCAACUGUUUACAAUGUCGUGAAAGAUGAAGAAUACCGCGGAGAAAUCAAACUUGGUCUCACAUUCACUCCAGAGCAGGAUGCUCGUGAUCAGGGCUUCUGAUACAUAGUAGUCUUGAAAAGAAGCAGAUUCCUUGAUGUCUUGCCGCAAUGUCAUGUGUGACCAAGUCAGUGUUCUUGAGCAUGUACACCUUAUAUAGUAUUGAAGCCUGCAACUUAUUACUCUAAAACGAGUCCCCGUAUUGUUGGCAUGUUGCUGAAAGUUUGUAAUAAUGGUGUUGGCCACUUGUAUGAGCUUAUGGCUGAACCCCACUCUCGAUGUUCAUCAGAUAACCUGUCGUUACUCCAACAGGCCGUGACUGCCGCAAGA